This is a messenger RNA of Arachis duranensis, 1849 nucleotides long. RefSeq names its product agmatine deiminase. Gene Ontology annotation, biological process: putrescine biosynthetic process. Gene Ontology annotation, molecular function: agmatine deiminase activity; protein-arginine deiminase activity. Lineage: Eukaryota; Viridiplantae; Streptophyta; Magnoliopsida; Fabales; Fabaceae. The transcript is spliced from 11 exons. The coding region runs from base 505 to 1614 and encodes 369 amino acids. The record is from RefSeq and is a predicted model, not a curated record.
GCUAGUCCAGCCACAACCAACCCUUUCUCCAAUUCUUCCAUCUCCUUCCUCCUCUCCAAAGAAACAGGAAACCCUAGCUUCACCGCCGCAAGCUACAAGAAGUGAGCCAUUGCUACUGUCCGUUGCAGUCAGGGGCACCUGUGAAGCACAGAAGCCUCUCCUCCCAACCCUAAAGCCCCUUCUCCAGUUUCUUUUAUCUCAUUACCCUAGCCUCACCGCCGUCUGUCGCAGUCAGGGGAUCCUCUCUUCAUUUCGUCGGCGUCCUCCAAAGAAGAACCCCUGUUGGCUCUCAGUAUUCGUUCUCUACCAUCGUCUGCUCGCAGUUGUCCUUCGAAGGUCAGGCUCAUUGCUCGUAGUCUUCGUUCUAUUCUUCACAGUCCGUCAUCUUGCUCGUUGCCUGGUCUCCGUCUCUGUUGCGCUUCUGCCCGUCGGCUUUGACCGCUCAGAACGAAGUCUUUGACACAAAAAAAUCACAAGAGGAUAGUGUGAAGGCAGAUUGUUGUGAUGGAUCUACAAGGCUUGCCUGCGAGUCAUGGAUUCCACAUGCCUGCGGAGUGGGAACCUCACACUCAAUGUUGGAUGGGUUGGCCUGAACGCCCAGAUAACUGGAGAGAGAAUGCUGUUCCUGCUCAAGAUGUGUUUGCCAAGGUAGCAUCUGCAAUCUCAAGAUUUGAGGAUGUAACUGUUUGUGCUAGUUCUGGCCAGUGGGGGAAUGCCAGGAGAAUGCUACCUGAACAUAUCAGGGUCCUUGAGAUCAGCAUGAAUGAUUCUUGGUUUCGUGACACCGGACCAACUUUUGUUGUGAAAAGAUCAGAGUCUGGUAAGCAAACUAUUGCAGGAAUUGACUGGAAUUUUAAUAGCUGGGGAGGGUUAGAAGAUGGAUGUUAUACUGAUUGGAGUUUGGACAUCCUUGUUGCUAGGAAGAUUUUGGCAAUUGAGAGGGUUCAUAGAUUUUCACAUUCAAUGAUACUUGAAGGUGGAAGCAUACAUGUUGAUGGAGAAGGUACUUGCCUUACCACUGAAGAAUGUCUCUUGAACAAGAACAGAAAUCCUCAUAUGAGUAAGAACCAAAUAGAGGAUCAACUUAAGACAUAUCUUGGAGUCAGCAAGAUUAUAUGGUUGCCCCGUGGAUUGUAUGGAGAUGAUGAUACUAAUGGCCAUAUUGAUAACAUGUGCUGUUUCACUAGGCCUGGUGUGGUUUUGCUGUCUUGGACUGAUGAUGAAAGUGAUCCUCAAUAUGAAAGAUCUAUGGAAGCAUAUUCUCUGCUUUCUAAUGAAACUGAUGCCAAUGGUAGAAAAUUUGAAAUCAUUAAACUCCAUGUUCCUGGACCACUAUAUAUGACAGAGAAAGAGGCAGCUGGAGUAGUUCAAGGUGAUGAUGGUAAGGCAAGACUUCCAGGUACUAGGCUUGCUGCUUCCUAUGUGAACUUUUACAUUGCAAAUGGAGGUAUCAUUGUACCACAAUUCGGAGAUAAGAAGUGGGACGAUGAAGCUGUUCGAGUCCUAUCAAAGGCCUUCCCAGAUCACAAAGUUGUUGGAAUCGAAGGUUCAAGGGAGAUUGUUUUAGCUGGUGGAAAUAUACACUGCAUUACUCAGCAACAACCAGCCUUUUGAGCAAAGUACUGUCAACAUUUGUUCACAUGAGUGUUGUAUUUGCAUUGAAAUUUGUAGUCUCUGGAUCAUUGAUUAUACUGCUUGGUUCAUUCCAUUAAUCUUCAAAUGAUUGAUCCACAUAGAGGCACAAAAGUGUGUUUAAGUGCAUUGAAACAAAAUGUAAACUGGCAUUUUUCAAGUUGGAAAAUCUAAAUGAAUGAAUAAAUUAAGAGAUUUCUUGUUUUUACUUUGUAAA